UGGAGGCGGACCGGUCCAUGUCACGGUCCGACAGCCUUUCUUUUUCAGUGAUUUACUAUUUUUAACCGAAACAAAUCAGAGGACGUGGAGGAUCACUGCCAAAUGAUGACAGCCUUACUCAUGCGAACGGACGCCACCACUCUGUCACGCUGUAUUCCAGGGGCGACGGUGUGAUUUUCCUGGGGAGGGUUGGAAAGUUCCACCUUCCUCCCCCUCGACCACACCGACAGUAGAGACUUCACUGUGGAGAGAGAGACAGAGUCAGAGGGAGACGUUAAAGUCCAUCGUCUCUCUCUUUCAUCUCUCUGCAGGACAAAUAAGUAUCUGCAGGUUCUUAAAGGUGGGAAAAAGGCUUUAAAUUGUCCAAAAAUGCUGAUUUUCUGCCCUUUUAUAGCUUUAGUUGUUCUUUGGCUAUUUUUGGGUAAAAAUAGGCAGAUUUUUAAACUUUUAAAGCACUUGCAGAUAUCUUAGAUUUACUAAAAUGCACGUAUUGGAGCAGCGGCAGGAGGGCGUUAGAUAUGAGCUUACAUGGCAUCUCUGAUGGCAACAAAUAUGAACUUAAAAAGAAUGUAAAGCAAAAAGUGACGAGUUACAAAGAAUAAAACGGGUCCGUAAAUAAGAGACUCUGAUAUUUAUUCAUUUUUAAUACCUUUUCUGAAGUAAAAAUGCUAUCAAUGGUUUAGAGGAAGUUAAAAACAGGCAAUAAUUCAAUACAAAUGUGUUAAUCGUGAUAUAAUUUCCCACAAAAAAAACCCACAAUCAACAGAUUUCUUCCACAUUCCUUCAGGAGUAGAUUUAAUGACUUAUUGUUAUAUGUUUUGGCCUCAUUCCCCAGAUGAUGAGGGUUAAAUCCUUCAUCUGAUUUCCAUCGUUAAAAGUCACUGUUUAGGUUUUUGUACACACUGAUGCGUCCCAGGCUUUGAGCUCUGACCUUUUGACUCCUGCCGUAUUUUAACGUCAGCGGCAGCGGAGACGAUUCCUUGGACGGGCUCCAGCACCACGUCGCCACCCGCUGCCCCCUGACCCCGUCUCUGUCGCCACGGAAGCGGACCAUGAGCCAGUCAAAGACGGAGCCGCCGCUGCUGAGGACCAACAAGCGCACCAUCUACACCGCGGGGCGGCCGCCGUGGUACAACGUCACCGGGACAACCUUCAAAGAGGCCUUCGUUAUCGGUUUGUGUGGAGGAAGUGCGUCCGGUAAAACCACGGUGGCCAACAAGAUCAUCGAAGCGCUGGACGUCCCCUGGGUGGUUCUGCUGUCGAUGGACUCUUUCUACAAGGUGUUGAAUAAAGAGGAGCAGGAGCUGGCGGCGAAGAACGAGUAUAACUUCGACCACCCCGACGCCUUUGACUUUGAGCUGCUCGUCACCGUCCUGCGCAAACUGAAGAAGGGGAAAAGCAUCAAAGUGCCCGUGUACGACUUCACGUCUCACUGCAGACGCAAAGAAUGGAAAACGGUGUACGGCGCCAAUGUCGUCAUCUUUGAGGGAAUCCUGGCCUUCGCCAACAAGGAGCUUCUGAAGCUCCUGGACAUGAAGGUGUUUGUGGACACAGACUCGGACAUCCGCCUGAUACGGAGGCUGAAGAGGGACAUUUCCCAUCGUGGGCGGGACAUCAGCGGCAUCAUCAAACAGUACAAUAAGUUUGUGAAGCCGGCGUUUGAGCAGUACAUCGAGCCCACGGUGCAGGUCGCCGACAUCGUGGUGCCCAGAGGUGGAGAGAACUUUGUAGCGCUGGAUUUGAUUGUGCAGCACGUUCACAGUCAGCUGGAGAAGCGUGAGAUCACUGUGAGAUCAGCUCUGGCCUCGGCUCAUCAGGGUCAGCCUUUACCCACAACCCUCAGCGUGAUGGAGAGCACACCGCAGGUGCGCGGUAUGCACACAAUCAUCAGGAACAAGGAGACAAACCGGGACGAGUUCAUCUUCUACUCCAAGAGAUUAAUGAGGCUUUUGAUCGAACAUGCCCUCUCCUUCCUUCCUCUCAAGCCCGUGUCUGUGGAGACGCCACAGGGCGGAGUCUAUGACGGCAAGAGGCUGGGCGGUCAACAAAUCACUGGCGUGUCCAUCCUCAGGGCAGGAGAGACCAUGGAACAGGCUCUGAGAGCCGUGUGCAAAGACAUCAGACUGGGAAAGAUCCUGAUCCAGACCAACCACGAUACUGGAGAACCUGAGCUUCACUACCUCCGUUUGCCCAAAGACAUCAGCGAGGAUUACGUCAUCCUGAUGGACAGCACCGUGUCCACGGGAGCGGCCGCUCUCAUGGCCGUCAGAGUCCUGCUCGACCACGACGUCGCCGAGGACAAGAUCUUUGUGCUGUCGCUGCUGAUGGCGGAGAUGGGCGUGCACUCGGUGGCCUACGCGUUCCCUAAAGUCCGCAUCAUCACCACCGCCGUGGACAAAGAGGUCAACGAGCAGUUCCACAUCAUUCCAGGCAUCGGUAACUUUGGAGACCGUUACUUUGGCACAGACGCUCCGUCAGACUGGUGUGAAAGUGACGAGGGGAUGGACUUCUGAAGUGACGGCCAAUCGCGGACGAGGGGGAGGGGUUUGUUCCACGAAAGCACUUGAAGCAUUAGAACAAUGAUGGGAUGUUCUACAGCGAGGAGAACCGAGGUCAGCGAGCUGAAGCCAUGUAGACGUUUCAGCACGUCCUCGUUUCUGUUUUACAAGCAAACGGCUUCUCGACGUCAGUCUGAAAAAGGGUUUUUCCCGCCUCAUUUUAAGCUUGAAUUUUUAACCACAGCGAUGUGUUUUACAACUAAACGAGUCGAAUUACAGGAUUUCUGCUCGAGCCACGUGACACUUUUGAGACGUCGACACUUUUCCUCUCGCGUCGCGCUCCUGUAGGUUUUUUGUUUGUUUGUUUGUUUUCUUGUGGCGGCGUCUUCGACUGUUGGACCAAAAAGAUGCGAAGACCGUUCAAAAUCUCUUAAACCUCACUGGUAGGAACAGAUUUUGUCAUUAAAACAUAAAACACUUUUUUGGGUUUAAGUCAGGAUUUAAGUCAGACAUCGUCAAUAAAUCGGAAUCUAACAAA
Molecule: messenger RNA, 3036 nt
Organism: Solea senegalensis (Senegalese sole)
Lineage: Eukaryota; Metazoa; Chordata; Actinopteri; Pleuronectiformes; Soleidae
Product: uridine-cytidine kinase-like 1
Exons: 15
Coding region: 1053-2513 (486 amino acids)
Cellular component (GO): cytoplasm
Molecular function (GO): kinase activity; ATP binding
Source: RefSeq, a predicted model, not a curated record